This is a messenger RNA of Bactrocera oleae (olive fruit fly), 1491 nucleotides long. NCBI's taxonomy places the organism in Eukaryota, Metazoa, Arthropoda, Insecta, Diptera, Tephritidae. The record is from RefSeq and is a predicted model, not a curated record.
GUAAGUCACUCAAGUGUUGACAGUCGAAAUUAGACAUACCAAGUGUGUAGACGUAAAGCAGUCAAAAUAUUUACCUAAAUAAAUUGUGCUAUACUGUAGUAGUUUGAAAACUUAAAACCUAAAGAAAUGCUUUACUAUAGUUUACUCCUAAUAUUUUCAUUAUCAUUAUGGUCCUGCGCGAGUGCUUACGUUAUACCAACCGAUUUACCCGAGCGCGUGGGAGAUAAGUUCAUCUACUUCGGUUAUGGUAGUAAUAUGUUGACUAAACGCAUACAUAUACAAAAUCCGACCGCGGUGAAAAUCGGUAUGGGCAUAUUGAAGGAUUACCGGUUGGAUUUUAAUACCUACACGGAACGUUGGGGUGGUGCACCAGCGACUAUUGUGCCUACCCCUGGCGCUUACGUUUAUGGCACAUUGUGGGAGAUAUCACUCAGCAAUUUGGAUGAUAUUGAUGACCAGGAAGGCGUUCACGAGGGUAUUUACUAUGCCGCCAGCUUGCCCGUAAUGCUGUCGAAUAAUACGUUAGCCAUUGCACGUGCUUAUUUACUGGCCGAUCAACCGAAAAUACCGUUGAACGAUUUCUCCAGCACCGAUAAGCUGCCACUUAGCCGCCAACCUUCGAAAACUUAUUUGCAAUGCUUGGUGAAGGGUGCAGCAGAGACUGGCAUUGUACCGUGGUAUGUUGAGUGGUUAAAAUCUGUGAAGCAUAAUGGCCAUGUAGCGCCGGAUUUGGAGCAAAUUUUGGACUUGAAAGAUGUGCAAUUGAAUUCUAUGUCUUCCAAGUUUUACUACUUUGGUUUUGGCAGCAAUCUUCUAGCCAAGAGAAUACACAUACAAAAUCCUACGGCAGUACGCAUAGGACCUGGGAAGCUGGAAAAUUACCAACUCGACUUCUAUACCAGUUCCCGUACUUGGUACGGCGCGCCCGCUACCAUAGUACCCAAACCGGGUGCCUGUGUUUUUGGCGCCAUUUGGGAGAUUGAUAAUAGCAAUUUAAAAGAUUUAGAUGAUCAAGAGGGUGUUUCCUAUGGCAUUUAUGUGCCGAUCACAAUGCCAGUACUGGAGCUUAAAAGCGGCAAGUUUAUAGAGUGUCGCGCCUAUCAUUUAACAAAUCAACCAACAGGUGAUGUAAGAUGUUUAAAACCCGAAGAGAUACCCUACGAUCGUCAGCCAUCAAAAACGUAUAUGAAAACUAUUGUGAAAGGUGCUUUGGAGACAUGUUUGCCCGCGGAGUACGUGCAAUGGCUGCGAACCAUCAAGCAUAACGGCAAGAUGGUCGAUGCGUUGGAAAAGAAAUUGGAGUUGCAAGAUGUUAACUUAUAAGGGCAGUGGAGUAUAAAAAAAACUUUGACAGCAGAGUGAAAGUUAAAGCGUUUACUGAAUCACAAAACAGAGAAAGAUAAGCAUUUAGAUAGGAACCAAGAAGUUCUUAUUAAUAAAAUUAGUUCAUACAACUCAUUGUGAAAAAAGUUGUUGAAAGUUCAAUAAUAA